This is a messenger RNA of Penicillium odoratum, 963 nucleotides long. RefSeq lists its product as uncharacterized. Gene Ontology annotation, molecular function: arylformamidase activity. The transcript has 4 exons. Lineage: Eukaryota; Fungi; Ascomycota; Eurotiomycetes; Eurotiales; Aspergillaceae. The coding region runs from base 1 to 963 and encodes 320 amino acids. The record is from RefSeq and is a predicted model, not a curated record.
AUGAUACCAAAAGAAUGGCCCACUUUUGACGCUCUGCCCCUAGACAAAAACGGCCCACCAGGUAACGCGUGGGGUCUCUUCGGACCAGACGACCAACUAGGCAUGCUGAACCUCCUCACGCCGGACGUGGUAGCAGCCGCAGCAAAAGAGAUUCAGAAAGGAGUCCGGAUAUCACUAGAUUGGCCACUUGAUAAGCCAUCUUUCCCGACAGAUGAGCGAAAGGUGUUCGAACAUCGGAUUGUGCAUCAUCCCUCCGUGCCUAUGAAUGAUGAUGAAGUGCAUAUGAAUACGCAGAGUAGCACGCAGUGGGAUGGAUUUCGGCAUUUCGCGUAUCGAUCUGGGCGAUUCUACAACGGACAUCAACAAUCUGAUUUCGAUACGAAUGUCCUUGGGAUUGAUCAUUGGACAGAAAAAGGAGGAAUCAUCGGUCGCGGAAUUCUAAUUGACUACGCGGACUGGGCUAUGCGCAAUGGCAAAGAUCUCAACCCCCUUGAAUCAGGAAGUGUUACGAUUCAAGAAAUCCUAACCAUUAUCAAAGAGCAGCAUAUUCAAAUUCGAGCUGGUGAUAUACUUUUUCUUCGAGUUGGGUUUACGGCUGUUUAUAACUUUCUCUCGGUAUCGGAGCAACAAGGGUAUCCUUCGCGCCAGCCGGGAGGGUUACUAGGGCUAGAAGCGACGAAAGAAUCCUUGCGGUGGCUGUGGGAGUCUAGAUUUGCUGCUGUUGCUGGGGAUUCGCCUAGUUUUGAGCGAGCACCUGUUAAUGGUCCGUAUAAUGAUCCCAACGUGUCGAUUCAUCAGUGGGCUUUAGCGGGGUGGGGACUUCCUUUGGGAGAGAUGUUUGAUUUGGAGGAGUUGGCCAGGACGGCGAAGGAGUUGGGAAGGUAUUCUUUUUUUUUGACGAGUGUUCCUCUUAAGGUUCCUGGUGGAGUUGCAAGUCCCCCGAAUGCAGUAGCGAUAUUCUGA